CAUGCGCCGAACGUGCAACGUGCUGUUUCCAAGUCUCGCACAAGACAGUACGCAAACCUGCACCAGCUCAUCCUGCAUUUACUUCAGACUUCUGUUCAUCUAGUUUAACAUCCAAGUGACUAUUGUACCGUCUUCAGUUCUUCGUUCCUAACCACAAGCCUUGACGGCUGCAAGGAGCACGUCUCCUUACUGGACCUGGUACCUACGUUCUUCAGAAACCCUGUCAAACGACAGUUUCAUUGGCAUUUCGACAUGAUGCGUGCAAGUGUUGUAUUGGCGGGAGCAUCGCUCUUGAUUUCAGCUUCAGCUUGGAAUACAGAUGUCCAUAAUCAAAUCGGCUUUAUGGCAGAGACAUUUUUCACACCAGAAACCACCACAGUCCUUUCUAAGAUCCUCGAACCACAGUAUAACGGCUCUGUUGGGCGCUCAGCAGCAUGGGCAGACGCCUAUGCACACACCCAAGAAGGUCGUUUCUCUUACCAAUGGCACUGGAUCGACACGCAUGACAGCCCGCCAGAGAAAUGUUACUUGGAAUACACUCGUGACUGCGCCAUUGGUGGAUGUGUAGUGAGCGCUAUCGCAAAUCAGACGAGCAUCCUGCGUGGAUGCAUAGACCAGGUUCAAAGGGGUCAUUUAACAGGAGGGACCAAUCUGACCUGCUCUUAUGCUUUGAAAUGGGUGGCGCAUUUCUUCGGAGAUAUCCACCAGCCUCUACAUGCGAGCGGACGCGCAGUAGGCGGUAACACUUAUAAAGUAGUUUUUGGAAACGUCUCUACCCAACUACAUGCCGUCUGGGAUGGCUAUAUACCAUACUAUGCGGCAGAUGUCAGCCAUCCCUUCUCUAACCAGUCCAUCGAUGCCUUUUUCACUGGCCUUGUUUCGCGCAUUCGGAAGGAUGAAUUCUACUCUGCACCAUACAUGUGGCUGUCAUGCGUGGAUCCUUCGACUCCAGAGAAAUGCGCAACAACCUGGGCGAAAGAGAGCAAUCAUUGGGAUUGCGAUUUUGUGUAUAAGCGUGUGCGAAACGAUACCGAUCUUGCAACAAAUGGGUACGCGAUGAGUGCUGUUCCUCUUAUCGAAUUGCAGAUUAGUAAAGCUGCACUCAGGUUGGGUACAUGGCUGAAUAAACUCGUGGAAGAAAGCAAACAUGUCUCUACAGAGUCAGAGAUGAUCGAGCUUUAGGCCUCAUCUAGGAAAGUGAUAUUUUGCUGAGAACUCGGUCCGUACCUCCAAGUCAGAAUAGUUGCAAUGUCAACAUUCCGUCCGCGCAUCCGAAACAGUCCAUGUGUUUCUAAUGAACAAGACUAGAUCUGCCACAACAAUCCUACGCCCC
This is a messenger RNA of Bipolaris maydis ATCC 48331, 1333 nucleotides long. RefSeq names its product S1/P1 nuclease-domain-containing protein. Gene Ontology annotation, biological process: DNA catabolic process. The record is from RefSeq and is a predicted model, not a curated record. NCBI's taxonomy places the organism in Eukaryota, Fungi, Ascomycota, Dothideomycetes, Pleosporales, Pleosporaceae. Gene Ontology annotation, molecular function: endonuclease activity; nucleic acid binding.